CUCCCCGGCCGCCCUGGUUUGGUAGGCGGCUGGGAAGGGCGGCGGCUCCGGGGGCCGUGCUUGGAAUCCCCUUGGUGACAGCGGUGACCCGUGGGUCUCGGUGCUGUCGUGGUAGGGGAGAGGCUGGAUGUGCUCCUGGGGAGGCCUGGGGGCACCCCGGGCUGGGGCCGGCGGUGUCCGCGUUGCCAUCCUUUCGCCGAGCCGCUGGGUCGUGGCUUUGCUCAUGACGCUGCUUCGGUCUCUUGGCCCUCCUUUAGCCGUGGAGGGACGUACCGUAGUUGCGCCAGGUAGCUUUCCUCCUUGUCUUUAGGGAAAAUCGAUGCAUACUGCGUUAUUAGUAAAUCCUUCCGAGGCUCCUCCGUUCCUGCCAUCAAAAAUUGGGCGUUUGAACCUUAUUUCUCUUACUGUUUUAUGUCAUCUGUAAGACUAGCUGGCUUUGGAGGAGGACAACUUAGCUACAAAAACUCGGUCUUGCAUUCCAAGCGGCCCCUGGGAAAUACCCCCUGAUUGUUUACUCAAAUUAGUUUUGAGAAAGCCCCUUUGCACUUCCUGAAACCGUGUCAGGAGCACUUGUGGUGUUGGCUGAUGGAAAAAAUGGCGCAAAAGAAGUAUUUAAUAGCAAAACUGACAAGUUGCUUAAGAGAGGACAAAAUUCAGCUAUGGAAACCACCAUACACAAAUGAAAACAAAGAAGCUGGUAAAGAGAUGAAGGAGCUUGUACAAAAAUACUCAUCUAAGCUGAAUAUCAAUGAGAAUGAUACAGAGAAUAUGCUUGAAGAAAUACGGUGUAAAGCAAUUGAGCGCGGAACAGGAAAUGAAAAUUUUAAAGUGACUGGGAUUGCGAGACUUGAUAUAUAUCUGCCUCGUAGAAAAAGCAGAAAAAUCCCACUGGAAACUAACCUGUUCAUCACAGGCAAGGAGCUCAGAUCACAGAUAGCACAGGAACAUGCAUUAAAAGAAAAUGCUAUCAAAAUAAUCAUAAAUAAGAAGCAGCUUGACCUGGGCAAAACCCUUGAAGACCAGGGUGUAACGCACAAUGCGAAAGUGAUGGUACUUCAACUGGAACAGAGUGAUGAGGAAACUAAAAGAAAAGUUCAGGAAGAAGAGCUUCAAUGCAAGAAAGAAAAAGAAAUAAAUGACAAGAUGCAAAGAACUAAGAAGGGUUUAGAAAUUCUAGCAGAGAGAGAGGAGUACUUGGAUCCAGAUUCUGUUCCAUAUCUAGACAUAGCUAAUCAGACUGGAAGGUCAAUUGAGAUUCCUCCUCAAGCUAAAAAAGCACUUGUGCUGGCAAUGGGUUAUCAUGAGAAGGGCAGAGCCUUAAUGAAGAAGAAGGAAUAUGAGAUAGCCCUGCCAUAUUUGUUGGAUGCUGAUAAACACUUCUGUGAGUGUAGCACAGAACUGCUGAAUACUGUUGAUAAUUAUGCAGUACUGCAGCUGGAUAUAGUGUGGUGCUACUUCCGCCUGGAGCAGCUGGACUGCCUGGAUGAUGCAGAGAAAAAGCUGUCCACAGCACAUAGAUGCUUCCAGAGGUGCUAUGGGGAGAACCAUGAAAGACUUAUUGACAUCAAAGGAAGCUAUGGUCGUGAGAAGGUUUUAUUUCUACGGCUUUACCUCCUUCAAGGGAUAGGACACUAUCACAGUGGCAGAGAAAAAGAGGCUGCUGAGUAUAUUCAGAAGGCAUCUCGUUUACAUGAGGAGCUGUCCAUAGAUCCUGAUAAAGUUCAUCGCCUGUCGCUCCUGGGAUUCUCCGAACAGGAAGCUCGCCUUGCCCUGCGAGCAUGCCAUGGGAAUGUGGAGCAUGCUGCCAAUCUUAUCACCAACAGGAGAGAGGAAAAGGCACAGAUACGGAGGGAGGAGAGAGCUAAAAGAAGGCAGCGACUGGAAGACAUAAAUACUUUGAAAAGUAUGGGCUAUUCAGAGAGAGCUGCUCAAGUAGCUCUUCAUAAUACACAGGGAAACCUGGACCAAGCCUUUCAGUUUAUUCUUGACAAUCCAGAGUUAUUGUUGGAAGAUGAUGAUCAUGAUCCUGUGGCCAUGGACCAGUUUCAGGUUUCCCAGGAAAGUAUUGAUCAACUGAUGUAUAUGGGUUUCAGCCGUGAGUCAGCAGAGCAAGCUUUAAAGGUCUUUAAAGGCAACAUCCACUUAGCUUCCCAAACCCUUGCUCAUUAUGGGGGAGUUCUUCCUGCGUCACUGCAGCUGUCUCCAGAAGGGUCCAGUCCGUCAGAAGAAUCAACUUCAUCAAAGGACUCGCCUACAGAGUCUGCAGGUUCUUCUAGUUCAGCAACAGAUGAAGACAUGGAGACUGAUGCAGUCAAUGAAAUCCUAGAGGAUAUUCCUGAACACGAAGAGGAUUAUCUGGAUUUAACACUGGAGGAAGAGGAACAGAUCAUUCAUGAAUACUUAUCCUAUAUACAAGUACCACAGCAUUAAAUCCCAUUACAUCUACUUUAGUUAUAUGUAUUUACCUUGACAAAUUGAGUUUGGAUUAUAAAUGCACCUUCAGCUUAUCUCUUACUUAAAUGCCUUGAAUUCUGUUAAACUAUAGGUGGAACACUUAAUUCCUGCUUAUUUAUAAAUCUGCUUAAAGCCUACAUUUGUGAUACAUUGUAAUUUAUUGUCAUAGCAGAAAAAUAGAAACAUUUAUUUUCAGAAGAAAAUUUAAUAGAACUAAACUAUAUUUUUAUUGUGAAAUAAGUUAAUUCACUUAGUAUUCAAGUAAAGAAGCAUUUCUAUACCAUUUUAAAAUACCAGCUUUAAAAAAAAAAAAGUGAGUUUGUAAAUCAGAAACCUAGCUCAUGAGGUUAGAGGUAUCGACUUUCAAACUGUUCUCCUUUUCUUCUGAAAGAUUUCUAAGAGACAUUUACGUAUCUGUUGUGCAUGGAUUUAUACUGUGUUCUGCUUGUCACUUCCUGCAGGUGUUACACAGGCAAUAAAGAUAACUAUGUGCUGCUCC
This is a messenger RNA of Haliaeetus leucocephalus (bald eagle), 2953 nucleotides long. It is a transcript of the gene NUB1, whose product is annotated as negative regulator of ubiquitin-like proteins 1. Gene Ontology annotation, molecular function: protein binding. The transcript has 15 exons. The coding region runs from base 586 to 2430 and encodes 614 amino acids. Gene Ontology annotation, biological process: regulation of ubiquitin-dependent protein catabolic process. The record is from RefSeq and is a predicted model, not a curated record. Lineage: Eukaryota; Metazoa; Chordata; Aves; Accipitriformes; Accipitridae.